This is a messenger RNA of Closterium sp. Naga37s-1, 6036 nucleotides long. The record is from the annotation of a GenBank genome assembly. NCBI's taxonomy places the organism in Eukaryota, Viridiplantae, Streptophyta, Zygnematophyceae, Desmidiales, Closteriaceae.
AUGUGCGACAAUGCGCGCGAUAGGGCGUCUGACGGGGCGUGCGACAGGGCGUGCGACAAGGCGUGCGACCAGCACGCCCCUUUAGAGGUGAUCGAAAUCGGGCGUGGGGAGGCUCGAGUGGGGCAGGUGUAUCCGGUGAAGCCGCUGCUCGCGUUCCUCGUCAUCAGCCCCGAUCUCGAGUCCUCCUGGAAGAUUGUGGCCGUAGAUUCGUCGGAUCCGAUGGCUGCGGCGCUGCUGGAUUCGCCAAGUGGUUACCCGUCCCCCACCCUCUUCCGUUUUCUCUCACCGAUCUUUUUCGAUCUGCCCAGCACCAUCGCGGCACCAUCGUGGGUUGUGAGAAGCCAGCGCCCUUGGGUGGUCUCACUCAUUUCUCCCCUUCACCCCACCCACCCCCCCCUCCCACCAGUUGAUCCGCCCAGCACCAUCGCGGGUCCCCCUCACGCCCAACUCCUUGCCGCGUCCUCCCCUCCCUUCUCUCACCCCCCGCUGCCUUCUGCGUGCGUUUUCACCCUCGUCCUCCUACCACAAGCAGCCGGUGUCACAGUCUCUUCUCUGCCAACAAUCCCCUCCCUUUCUCCUGACUCGGCCUAUCCUCCCUUGAACCCCCCCCCUGGUAUGGGCUGUCCCUUACCCUCUCCCUCGCCGUCUCCCUCGCCGUCUCCCUCUCCGUCUCCUGCUCCUCUCUUGGACGCCCCACCCUCAGCUUCUCUGCCAACAAUCCCCUCCCUUUCUCCUGACUCCGCCUAUCCUCCCUUGAACCCCCCCCCUGGUAUGGGCUGUCCCUUACCCUCUCCCUCGCCGUCUCCCGCGCCUUCGGUUCCAAGGAACUCCACUCAUGUUGAGAGAGGAGGCAGGUUCGACUUUCAGCGGUCCAUCUCCGCUCAGACCGAGCGGGAGUCUCAAAAACCGGCUGGGAGGGCUGGGAAGCUGGAAAGGUGUGGCAAGUCGGGGGAGGUUGUUGUGGGUCUGGUGGCUGUUACCCCGCGUGGGAGAGCUGGAAAGCUGGAAAGGUGUGGGAAAUCCGGAGAGGUUGGUAUGGGUCUGCUGCCUGAUAUACCUGCUGGGAAGGGCGCGAAGCUGGAAAGGUGUGGCAAGUCAGGGGAAGUUGGCAAUAUAAGCGCCUCUUCCGUUGAGAGAGGAGGGAGGUACGAUUAUCGGCGGUCAAUAUCUGCUCAGACCGAGCGGGAGUCUCAAAAACCACCUGGGAGGGAUGGGAGGCUAGAAAGGUCUGGCAAGUCGGGGGAGGUUGGCAGUGGUCUGGUGGCUGUUACCCCACCUGGGAGGGCUGGGGACUUUGACAGGGAUCGGAUGGCUGUUACCCCAUCUGGGAGCGCUGGGAAGCUGGAAAGGUGUGGGACGUUCGGGGAAGUUGGCAAAAUAGGCGCCGAUUCCGUUGAGAGAGGAGGGAGGUACGACUUUCAGCGGUCAAUCUCUGGGCAGACCGAGCGGGAGUCUCAAAAACCGCCUGGAAAGGCUGGGAAGCUGGAAAGAUGUGGCAAGUCAGGGCAGGUUGGCAUGACUCGGCUGCCGCAUACCCCACUUGAGAAGCUAGGUGCAGGCGUGCUGCCUGAUACACCAGAAGAGCGGGCUAGACUUCCCACGACGCCGAGGGCAGGUUCUCAUGUUUCCAUAUCUUUUAAGGGACACAGCGGGCUGCUGGAAACUCUGAAAACGCCGAGAAUACCCAAGACGGCCAAAACGCCAGGAACGGCAGAAACGGCCAGCACGCCUAAUGCUCCAAACGCAUGCAGUGAGCUGCCGCUGAUGGCCGCGUGGAGGCUGCUCGAUCCGGCUGUCACUCCCCCCACUACGGGCCGCCGCGCGUUGGCUGAAGAUUUUUCUCAGACACUGGAAACGGCCAACACCCCUAAUGCUUCACAAGCAUGCAGUGGGCUGCCGCUGAUGGCCGCGUGGAGGCUGCUCGAUGCGGCUGUCACCCCUACUACGGGUCGCCGUGGUAGGAGUGGUAGGGAAGGGUGUGGUGGCGGCGGUGUGGCACGCAGUAAUAGGAUUGUCACUCCUACUACAGGUCGCAGUGAUGGGAGUGGUAUGGGAGGGUGUGGUGGUGAGGGGAGUGGGAGGAGGAGAGGGGCGAGGAGACAGCUGUGGGUGAUGGCUGGUGAGUGCCCGGUGGAUUUGGGCAGUGAUAGGGGUGAUAGGGUUGAUGGGAGUUCCAAAAGUGGUAGGGGCGACAGGGAAGGGUGUGGUGGUGCGGGAAGUGGGAGGAGGGGAGGUGGGAGGAGGCAGCCGUGGGAGGUGGCUGAUGAGAGGCCUGUGGAUGAGAGCAGUGAUAGGGUUGAUGGCGGUGGUGGCGAGGGGAGUGGGAGGAGGAGAGGUGCGAGGAGACAGCUGUGGGUGGUGGCUGAUGAGAGCUCAUUGGAUGGGAGCAAUGUCAAUGCCACCCCUACGGGUCGCCGUGCGCUGGCUCAAGGUUCUCAGACGGAUUUUGGCGAGGGAUGUGGGAGGAGGAGAGGUGCGAGGAGACAGCUGUGGGAGGUGGCUGAUGCGAGCUCAUUAACUGUGAGCAGUGAUAGGGGUGGUCAUAGGGGUGAUGGGUUUGACAAGAUUGGGAGUGAUUGGGAAGGGUGUGGUGGCGGUGGUGGCAAGGGGAGUGGGGGGAAGGGAGGUGCGAGAAGGCAGCUGUGGGUGGUGGAUGAUGAGAGGCCAGUGGAUGGGAGCAGGGAUAGCGGUGGUAGGGAUGGAAGGGAAAGGAGUGGCGGCAAGGGGAGUGGGAGGAGGGGAGGAGCAAGGAGACAGCUGUGGGUGAUGGCUGAUAAGGGCUCAAAUGUGGGUGGUGAUAGGAGUGAUACGGGUGAUAGGGAAGGAGGUGGUGGUGGUGGUGGCGAUGGCAAGGCUGCUGCUGCCGCUGCUGUUGCUGCUGAUGCUGGUGGUGGUGGUGGUGGCGGUGGUAAGAGCAGCAGCAAUAGCAGGAUGCGCAAGGCAGUGUUCAGGAGCAAGGAGGCAGCUGAGGCUGCUGCUGCUGCUGCUGCUGCUGCUGCUGGUGCCAGUGGUGCUGGUGCUGCUGGUGCUGCUGAAGGUGCUGCUGCUGGUGCUGGUGCUGAAAAGAGUGGCGGCAACAGCAGGAUGCGCAAGGCAGUGCUGAAGCUGUUCGGGAAGAGCCGAAAAGGGAAAGGGCAGAGCCAGGUUGCACCUUUCCCCAUCCCGGAUCACCCUCCCCUGCAUGCACCUAGUGUUGGGGCGCCUCUGAAGGUGGUUGGGAGGGGGCAGAGUCAGGUCGCACCUUUCCCAGAACCUGACCCCCCUGCCCUGCAUGCACCCAUUUCUGAGACGCACAAGAAAGUGGCUGGUAGGUGGAACCAGGAGCAGCAGCAGAAGCAGCAGCAGAAGCAUGAGGAGGAUUGGAGGGAGGCGGAAGAGAGGGAUGAGGAAGCGGGGGAGGAGGAAGAGAGGGAUGAGGAAGCGGGGGAGGAGGAAGAGAAGGAGGAGGAAGCGGAGGAGGUGGGAUUGAGGGAGGAGGAAGAGAGGGAGGAGGAAGAGAGGGAGGAGGAAGAGGGGGAGGAGGAAGCGAGGGAGGAGGAAGAGAGGGGAGACCUAGAGGAGCAGCAGCAGAAGGGUGAGGAGGAGUGGAGGGAUAUGGAUGAGGGGGGUGUGGCACUCGAGGAGGAAGGGAGGGAGAAUGAGUGGAAUGACAUGGUUGAGAGGAAGCGUAAGGGUGUGGAAGAGGAGGAGCAGCAGAAGAGUGAGGAAGAGGGGAGGGAUGUGGGUGAGAGGGCUACGAAUCUCAGGGAGGAAGAGAGGGAGAACGGGGAUGGGGGGAAGCAUAAGGGCAAGGAGAACGAGGAGGAGGAGGAGGAGGAGGAGGAGGAGGAGGAGGAGGAGGAGGAGGAGGAGGAGGAGGAGGAGGAGGAGGAGGAGGAGGAGGAGGAGGAGGAGGAGGAGGGUGAUGGGUGUGCUUAUAGCGAAGCCCUUGCUGACUGUGUGUACAGUGAUGAUCCUUCAUCGAAUGGGGAUGAUGCGUCGGUGAAUGCUCUCGAGGAAGAUACUCACACCAGGGAUGACUGGAGCACUACAGACGACUGUAGCAGCAGAUACGGCUGGAGCAGCAGUUGUAGCAGCAGAGGCAGUGCCUUCAAACGAGCUUUGCAGCGCCGCAACAGCAUGAGCAGUGCAAGCCUGAUGUGCAGUGGAGGGGGUGCGGGUAGCGUGGGCCGUGCAAACCUGGUGUGCAAGCAGGGUCUCGGUGUAGACGUGUGUGGUUGUCCCUUUCGCCGCCCCUCUUACCAACGCACAUCUGGACGGACUUUCCAGCGAGGCAACAGCCUGAGCAGUGCAAGCCUAGUGUGCAGUGUUGGGAGUGCGAGCCUGGUGUGUGAGCGCAUCUUGAGUAUGUGUGAUGUCUCACCUGUCCCCAUCGUCCUUUCCUCCCACCUGGGCAGUGUGGGUUGGUCUCGUGCGGCUGCUUCUGCUGAGAGACUCGAUUCGUACUAUGCAGACGAAAAUUCAUACACAGCAGCGGCAGCAGCAGCAGCAGCAGCAGCAGAAGAAGAAGAAGCCAAGUCAUGCUCCGUGUCUUCAGUAGCAGCAGCAGCUGCAGCAGCAGCAGGCGAAAUGUUUUUUCAGGCUGCCCCGCAGUUGCCAAGGCGAUCAGCAGCAGGCCGACAGGUGGGCUUACAGGCGGGUGCAUCUAGACGGCUCCGUCGCACAUCCACCUGCCCUGAUGAUGUUGAGGGCAUGCCCUCCUGCCUUGUGCACCUACAAGCAGUAUCAGCAGCAGCAGCAGCAGCAGCAGCAGCAGCAGCAGGAGCAGCAGCGCUUGCAUCAGCGGCACCUGCCUCAGCAACAGACCGACAGGCGGGUGCGUCUAGAAGACUCCACCGCACCUCCACCUGCCCAGAUAUUGAGGCCAUGCCGCUCCCACUACAAUCCCCACUGUCAUCUCGUGUUCCUCAAUAUCCAGCCUUGCAAGAAGGAGCAGCAGCAGUACCAGAAGAGACAGAAGCAACAGACGAAGCAGCAAGAGAAGCAGCAGGAGAAGCAGCAGGAGAAGGGGAGGGAAGAAAGGAGGGGCUGGAGUCACUUGAAGCGCGGUUGAGGCGAUGGCAUGAGAGCAUGGGUGCAUCAUUAACCCUGAAUGAGCACGAGGGCAUGGGGGGAGGACACAUGGGGGGGAUGGGGGCCGGGCUGUUUCUCCCCGGCCUGCCCCACUGGACCAAGCGGUCGCUCCCUCGCUCGCUGCGCAUCUCCCGCUCGCUACUCUCUUUUUCAGAGCAAGCCCUGAUGGAGCACCGCCAGGAGAAGGCCCUCCUACAUAACGUGGUUGGCAGAUUAGACGGGGAAAACGGGUGUGAAAACGAUCAGUGGAAUGAGGAUAACGGGGAGAGCGGAAUGGAGAGAAACGAGUCGAAGCAGGCGAGGACGAGUGUGCAGGUGAAAAGCGAGAGCUCUCUCCUGUCAGCAGCAGCGGCGGCGGUGGCAGCGCCGGUGUCCCCCGGAGAAUCCAUCCGGGCGGCUGUGGCCGUCUAUUCCGCCUCGAGGGAGUUAUGGCGGCCUCCUUGUAUACCCAAGCCUGUGAAACAAGCCAAGCUGUGCCUCCCCAGGUACUCCCCCCCUGUGCCUCUUAUUGGGCUGGAGAAGCUGAUGGAGGGCGCAGCAGGGGGAGGUGGGACUGGGGCAGGUGGGACUGGUGGGUUUGCUGGGUCUGGUGGGGGUAGUGGUUGGGGUUUGGGGACCGGGUGGUGGGGUGUGGGGGGAGGGACAGGGGAGGAGGGGAGGGGGAGGAAGGAGGAGCCGGGAGAGGCGGGGUGGCUGGGGUUUGAAGGGUUGGUGGAUGUGGCACGAGGGAUGAUGUGGGGGGAAGGGGGGGGUGAGGGUGGAGAGGAGGCGAACGAGGAGGGGAAAGAGAGGGGGUUGGGUACAGACAAAGGAAUGUGCAUGGGAGGUAAGGAAGAAGGGGCAGAGACAGUGGGAAGAGAAGAGGGGGGGUCGACUGUAGGAGAGGAGGGGAAAUGUUGUGAGAAAGGAGGAAACAGGGAGACACUGCAGGAAUGGCAGGAUAGGGACGAAGAGCGUGGGUGA